Molecule: messenger RNA, 8395 nt
Organism: Nerophis ophidion (straightnose pipefish)
Lineage: Eukaryota; Metazoa; Chordata; Actinopteri; Syngnathiformes; Syngnathidae
Product: A disintegrin and metalloproteinase with thrombospondin motifs 2-like
Exons: 23
Coding region: 16-5616 (1866 amino acids)
Biological process (GO): extracellular matrix organization; proteolysis
Cellular component (GO): extracellular matrix
Molecular function (GO): metalloendopeptidase activity
Source: RefSeq, a predicted model, not a curated record
GUGUGUUCCUGUUUAAUGGAGGACGGGAGUUGUGGGAGAGAGAGAGAGAGAGAGAGAGAGAGAGAGAGAGAGAGAGAGAGAGAGACUGGAGGAGAGCUCGGUGUCUCCCGGCUCUCUUGGCAGUCUUGUUGCGGGCUGCUGUUGUUGCUGUCGUGGCGUGGCUGGUCGCGCCAGGCGGGGGAACUUCACCACACUGGAGCCCAGAGUCCCACUCUCUCACCUGCGCAGUUCGGAGCUGCCAUGGGUCUCUCGCCUGGAUUUACUGUCCUGAUCUUUCUACCGGCCUUCCUGCUGCACGCCAGCGGCCUUUACAUCGCCAGUAGCGUCGACUCCCUGCAGCACGUCCUGGGGGAGUAUGGACUGGCAAGGCCGAUGAGUGUGGACGCGGAGGGCCGCUUCCUGUCGCACGCCGUCUCGGCGGGCCGGGCGUCAGGAGGGCAGCCCCGUAGGCGCCAGAAGAGGGAGGUAGGAGGAGGCAAUGAAGAGUGGGAAGGACCAAGCGGGCUCGAGAAGCUCUACUACAACGUCACCGUCUUCGGCCGGGAGCUCCACCUGCGCCUGCGCCACAACGCCGGGCUGGUGGCCCCCGGAGCCAAGAUCGAGUGGCGUGACGACGACGGCAGCACCCGGCACUUUGAGAGGCUGCAGGACGACUGCUUGUACGUGGGGGACAUCAGCGACGCGCCGGGGGCCACCGUGGCCCUCAGCAACUGUGACGGCCUGGCGGGCAUGAUCAGGACGGAGCAAGAGGAGUUCUUUAUCGAGCCGAUGGAAAAAGGCGACGGGGCGAUCGAGGAGGAGGAGGGGGCAGCGGGAGGAAGGUCGCACAUCGUCUACCGCUCCUCGGCCAUAAAGAAGGCGCCCAUCGACAGCACGGCGGGAGACUUCCACUCCAGAGGUGCAGAUCUCGGUGGUCUAAUGGAUCUGGAGUCCCUGUACCGAGGCGUGGAGCAGAGCAUCAACCACACGCGAGCGGGCCGGGCUCGCAGGCAGAGCAUGGACCGGGCCUACAACAUCGAGGUUCUGCUCGGCGUCGACGACUCGGUGGUCCAGUUCCACAAGAAGGAGCACGUCCAGAAGUACCUGCUGACGCUCAUGAACAUCGUGAAUGAAAUCUACCACGACCAAUCUCUGGGAGCCAAAAUCAAUGUGGUGCUGGUGCGGAUUAUCAUGUUGGGCUCCGGAAAGUCCACGAGUCUGAUAGAGCUGGGGAACCCUUCCCAGAGUCUGGAGAACGUGUGUCGCUGGGCCUUUCUGCAGCAGAAGCAGGACACCGCGGACGCCGAGUAUCACGACCACGCCAUCUUCCUCACGCGACAGGAAUUUGGACCCACGGGCAUGCAGGGUUAUGCCCCAGUGACGGGCAUGUGCCAUCCGGUAAGGAGCUGCACUUUGAACCACGAAGAUGGUUUCUCCUCGGCCUUCGUGGUGGCCCACGAGACCGGACAUGUGCUGGGCAUGGAGCACGACGGCCAGGGGAACCGCUGUGGGGACGAGGUCCACAUGGGAAGCAUCAUGGCGCCUUUGGUUCAGGCUGCCUUCCACCGUUUCCACUGGUCCAGAUGUAGCAUGCAAGAGCUGGGACGCUACCUCCAUUCCUACGACUGUCUCCGCGACGACCCCUUCGACCACAACUGGCCGUCGCUGCCUCAACUCCCCGGGUUGCACUACUCCAUGAACGAGCAGUGCCGCUUCGACUUCGGUGUGGGCUACGCCAUGUGCACUGCGCUCCAAAAGGCAGGCCAGUCUGGAACGCAGUAUCGCACCUUUGACCCAUGCAAGCAGCUGUGGUGCAGCCACCCCGACAAUCCUUUCUUCUGCAAGACCAAGAAAGGACCGCCCAUCGAUGGCACUAUGUGCGGAAAUGGGAAGCAUUGUUUUAAAGGUCACUGCAUCUGGCUGACCCCCGACAUCAUGAAGCAAGAUGGAAACUGGGGCUCCUGGAGUGAAUUCGGACAGUGUUCCCGCACAUGUGGCGGUGGCGUUCAGUUCCGCACACGCGACUGUGACGAUCCAAGACCAGCCAAUGGAGGUCGUACCUGCAUGGGGGCGACGUACCAGUUCCAGAUGUGCAACACCCAGGAGUGCGAGGACAUCUACAGCGACACCCGAGAGGAGCAAUGCCACGCCUGGGACCCUCGCCUGGAACAGCCCAGCAACAAGCACUGGCUGCCCUACGAACACCCUGAUGCCAACAAGCGAUGCCACCUGCACUGCCAGGCCAAAGAGACCCGGGACGUGGUCUUCAUGCAGCGGAUGGUCCUGGACGGCACUCGCUGCUCCUACAAGGACCCGCACAGCGUGUGCGUGCGCGGCGAGUGUGAGAAAGUGGGCUGUGACGGCGUGGUGGGUUCCUCCAAGCAGGACGACAAGUGCGGCGUUUGUGGAGGAGACAACUCCAGCUGCAAAACCUUCAAGGACACAAUCACCCGCACAGUCAAGAAGCAAGGUUUCCUCAAAGUCCUUGAAAUCCCCAGAGGAGCACACCACUUACUGAUCCAAGAACUGAAAGCAACCACGCACAUCUUUGCUGUGAAAAAUGUGGCUUCCGGACUGUUUUUCAUAAACGGGGAGAACGAAUACCCCGAAUCCAGAUCAGUCAUUGAGAAGGGCGUGGAGUGGGAAUAUGAAAACGACAACAACAAAGAGACGCUCCAAACCACGGGUCCUCUCACACACGGGAUUUUGCUCAUGGUGAAACUACUUGGAGAUGAGGAUGUGAACUUGUCUUAUAAGUACAUGAUGAACAUGGACAGAGACUUCUUCAUCCAAAACAACAUUCUGGUGGAGGACAGUGCCUACGAGUGGGCCCCCAAGAGGUGGUCCGACUGCUCCAAGCCCUGUGGUGGAGGGAAACGGUACCUGCGGUACGGCUGCAGGAGAAAAGUGGACAGUAAGAUGGUCCACAAGAGCUUCUGUAACAAGUCCAACAUGAAACCCAGAGGAGACACCCAAGACUGCAACCAGAAGCCCUGCCCGCCACCUAUUUGGGUGACUGAGGACUGGCAGAACUGCAGCAAGGCGUGUGGAAAGACCGGCAUGCAAGUCCGCUUGGUCAGCUGCGUCCAGCCCUCAGACGACAACACCAGCAGAACUAUUCAUAAUAAAUACUGCAAUGACGACCGUCCAGAGACCCGCAGACCCUGCAACCGAGACCCCUGUCCAACUCAGUGGCGGGUCGGACCAUGGUCACAGUGCUCGGUGACCUGUGGGAACGGGACUCAGCAGAGGCAGGCCGUGUGCCACACCCGAGACAACACCAUCGGUCUGUGUCUGGACAGCAAGCCCGACACCAUCAGGAUGUGUCGGCUGGAUCCAUGUUCCAAGGGCUCGUCGGACCUCAACAAGAACGGCAACAUCCUGAUCCAGUGGCUGUCUCGCCCCAGCCCCAACUACCACAAGAGCUCCUCACGCCACCGUUGUCAUGGAGACCGCUGGGUGUUCUGUCGUAAGGAGGGGUUGACGCGCUACUGCUCUCUACCAGACUUUCAGCUUCUAUGCUGCAAGACCUGCAGCAAUGUCACAGCCACGGAGUCUCGAACCAACUUCACCACCACCCCCAUCAGUUCCACACCACACGACGUCACAGGGCGUCCGCCCACCAGCCUCAGUCAUUUGUUCACUGCUACCCAGCCUUCUAAAUCUCUAAUCACUGCCACUCCAGAUGUGACCACCAACUCCUGGACCGUGACUCAUACUCCCACAUUGGUUCUUACAAGCCAUCAGUCCACCUUGACCUCACUGGGAGCCACAGAAAUAAUCGCCACCCGCACAAGAGGAGCUACCAUAGCACCUGUUCUCCCAACCACAUCAAAUGCUACGGACUUUCCCAGAACUAAUGCGAAAACUCUUACCUUGCCUGCCCCAGGAACAGACGAGAGUUUACAUCCAACGCCACAGAGCACUACAGGUUAUCCAACUACCACUUUCUUUCCCACAAAAUUCACUCCAACCAACAGUAUGAGCAUUAACAGUACCAAAACCCCACUACAAACCAAGCCCCCCAAAAAUGUUGUACCAAAGAAAAGUACCCUAAAAGUAAGUCCACCCAAAAAAUAUCCACACAAAAAGGAGAAUGCGCCAAAGUCCAGUCUCCAAAAGAACACUACCCCAAAAAAGAGUACAUCAACCAGCAAAAAGGCUACAGUAACCAACUUGCUUCCUAAAAAGAUUACACCAGUCAAAACGACAACCAAAAAGACUACAGCAGUAAAAAAGACACCCCAAAAAACUACACCGGUCAAAACAACACCCAAAAAGACUACACCAGUCAAAAAGACACCCAAAAAAACUACACUAGUCAAAACAACACCCAAAAAGACUACACCAGUCAAAACAACUCCCAAAAAGACUACACCAGUUAGUGUGACUCCUAAAAAGACUACACCAGACAAAACAACUCCCAAAAAGACUACACCAGACAAAACAACUCCUAAAAAGACUACACCAGACAAAACAACUCCCAAAAAGACUAUACCAGACAAAACAACUCCUAAAAAGACUACACCAGACAAAACAACUCCCAAAAAAUUCAAACCGACCAAGACAACUCCUGAAAAUAAUGGACCUUCUAACACAACGACCAAAAAGCCUAUGCCAGCUCACACAGCGCCCAAAAAGAUAGUCAACGCCUCCCCAAAGAAGUCUCCCCCGGUUAAGAAGCUUACUGAAAAAAGCAAACCCACUCCUAAAAAUAAGACCGCUUCAAAGUCAUUACCCCCCAAAAACGCCAAAGUUUCAAAGCAAACCCAAACAAAAACAAGCCUGAAAAAGACCUCAAAAAUCGCAGAAAGAGUCGAAGUCGAAAGUCGAAUCCCAGUGGGACAAACGACAACAGCUUCGUAUCACAUUACAUGGACGACUCCAAUCACAAGCACGGAGACCCCGUCCUCUAGUCCUUCGACCACCAGUGUUUCUAGUACAACCACAAGCCUGCCUUUGCCUUACUCAACAAUCAACACCACGGCUAUCACUAAAAAGUCAGCAAGUACGGACGAAGCUCUUUUGUGGCGAGAAGACAAUGCUCGCUUGGGAACCACAACCUCAAGCCAUCUUCCAGACGUCACAAUUCCCAGCGAAAAGCCGUCACACACGGACGUCCCAAUGAGCAGCGGCGGGGAUGUCAUUGUCAGCCGCGGAACUAUUCUGAGUGGCGACGGCAUCACCGUGUCUUACAACCGUGAGGAUGCGGCGAGUCGCACCACGGUGCUGGAUGACGGCUUAGCUGUGAUGAUACCGACCCUCCACAGCGAAGAUGUGACGGAUCUGACUUCCUUGCCCUGGCUGAACCUUUCCGAGUACAUUCCUGUGACCACGCCUGUCACGGCUACAACCCCCGACCCUGCUUCCUCUCUCGCACACACGACUGAAAAACCUACCGCUGGGACUCCUGUGUUCUCUACGGUGGACCCUCAGCAAGGGGGAAAAGACAACAAUGACAUCGACGCUCUGUACCAAAGGAUCACCAGCGAGGACUCUGACAUUUCCCAGAACAACCUGAUCCCAAAGCGACGCGUCAACCUGCGGGAAAAGACCAGGAAUAAACGUAUUCAGGAGCUUCUGGAGGAGAAGCGGAACCUUCUCCUUAGGAUGAGGAGAGGCCAUGCAGAGCGAUAGAGCACAACUUGUUCAGUUCUCUUAUAGAGACGACCAUUUCUACAGACUUCUUUAAAAUCCCCACGGUGUUCCCUCUAUCGGGGGUUCAGCAACAAACUGUCCGCGUUGAAACAGUCAAUAAAGACCUCUGGGAAGUCGUAGCUUUGGCAACAAACAAGAAAAUCCAGAAACUAGCACACAUGUACCUAGUUAAAGUCCUACUGAAAGCCACUACUAGCGACCACGCAGUCUGAUAGUUUAUAUAUCAAUGAUGAAAUAUUAACAUUGCAACACAUGCCAAUACGGCCGCUUUAGUUUACUAAAUUGCAAUUUCAAAUUUCCCGCGAAGUAUCCUGUUGGAAACGUUGCGGCAUGAUGACGCGUGCGUUGGACGUCUCGGGUUGUAGCGGACGUUAUUUUCCAGCCCGAUCCAAGCUAUAAGUAGUCUGCUUUGAUCGCAUAAUUACACAGUAUUCUGGACAUCUGUGUUGCUGAAUCUUUUGCAAUUUGUUCAAUUAAUAUUGGAGAAGUCAAAGUAGAAAGAUGGAGGCAGGAAGCUUUUAGCCUUUAGCUAACACAAACACAGCCGGUGUUUCCUUGUUUAAAAUUCCUGAAGGUGAAGCUUUACUAUGGAUCAGAGCGGUCAAGCGAACAUGGAUCCCGACCACAUGUCAACCGGCAGGUUUCGGUGAGAAAAUUGUCUUAAUAAGUCGGCUCUUACCGGAGACAUCAGCGGAGCUUCUGUCUUGCUGCAGCCGCGUGACUUCCCUCAGAGACACUGGGUCAACACACCCGUGGUCACACCCCUCCCACUUUCAGGUACUAUUUAAUCUCACUAAAACACUAGCAACACAAUAGAAAGAUAAGGGAUUUUCCAGAAGUAUCCUAGUAAAUGUCAAUCAAUCAAUCAAUCAAUGUUUACUUAUAUAGCCCUAAAUCACUAGUGUCUCAAAGGGCUGCACAAACCACUACGACAUCCUCGGUAGGCCCACAUAAGGGCAAGGAAAACUCACACCCAGUGGGACGUCGGUGAUAAUGAUGACUAUGAGAACCUUGGAGAGGAGGAAAGCAAUGGAUGUCGAGCGGGUCUAACAUGAUACUGUGAAAGUUCAAUCCAUAAUGGAUCCGCAAGAGUCCAGUCCAAAGCGGAUCCAACACAGCAGCGAGAGUCCCGUCCACAGCGGAGCCAGCAGGAAACCAUCCCAAGCGGAGGCGGAUCAGCAGCGCAGAGAUGUCCCCAGCCGAUACACAGGCAAGCAGUACAUGGCCACCGGAUCGGACCGGACCCCCUCCACAAGGGAGAGUGGGACAUAGGAGAAAAAGAAAAGAAACGGCAGAUCAACUGGUCUAAAAAGGGAGUCUAUUUAAAGGCUAGAGUAUACAAAUGAGUUUUAAGGUGAGACUUAAAUGUUUCCACUGAGGUGGCAUCUCAAACUUUUACAGGGAGGGCAUUCCAGAGUACUGGAGCCCGAACGGAAAACGCUCUAUAGCCCCAGACUUUUUUUGGGCUUUGGGAAUCACUAAUAAGCCGGAGUCCUUUGAAGGCAGAUUUCUUGCCGGGACAUAUGGUACAAUACAAUCGGCAAGAUAGGAUGGAGCUAGACCGUGUAGUAUUUUAUACGUAAGUAGUAAAACCUUAAAGUCACAUCUUAAGUGCACAGGAAGCCAGUGCUGGUGAGCCAGUACAGGUUCUUGUCAAAAUGUGUCUAAUAACAUCUGAAUCGCUCCCACUGCAAUCGCCUUUUUUUUUUUUUUUCCUAGUCCUUCACUCUGAAUUUCCUCAUCCACAAAUCGUUCAUCCUCGCUCCAAUUAAUGGGGAAAUCGUCGCUUUCUCGGUCCGAAUCGCUCUAGCUGCUGCUGGCUCACAUUAUAAACAAUGUUCAGAUGUGAGGAGCUCCACAACCCGUGACAUCACGCGCACAUCGUCUGCUACUUCCGGUACAGGCAAGGCUUUUUUUUUAGCGACCAAAAGUUGCGAAUUUAUCGUGGAUGUUCUCUACUAAAUCCUUUCAGCAAAAAUAUGGCAAUAUGGGGAAAUGAUGAAGUAUGACACAUAGAAUGGAGCUGCUAUCCCCGUUGAAAUAAGAACAUCUCAUUUCAGUAGGCCUUUAAAGGAGCACUUUAUAAAACCAAACUUGUUACUCCUCAAAAGCAUCCACAAUGGUGACCAUAACUGGGCAAGGAUGUAAGACAGUACUGUUAAUACAACUAUUUUGAUACAAGUGCAGAGACAAAUACCUCAUGGUACCGCUUAUGUUGCUACUGUGGGACAUCGUCAUUGUGUCUCCUCCCCAAACCUGUGGAAAACAGUUUAAAUUGAGUAACAAACUCAAUGUAGUUUUGCUACUUAUUUUUAUGUUGCUUGUUCCAGAGUUGCAUGCUUUGGGAUUUUCUCAUCCCCCGAUAAAUUGCCUGCUUUGGGGAAUUGCUAAACACACGGUGCUUGGAACAUAAGACGAAGCUAUUGUUGGGAAAACAAAAAGGCUUCAGGAGAUAUAAAAUAUUUGUGGCAUGUUUUUAUUAGUAUUAUUUGUGUUGCGGUCUGAACAAAGGUGCUUUGAUGCUAAAAGUGUUAUUUGUAUGUACAGAGAAUAUAGAGAUACAGUAAUAUAACAUUCUAUGGUAACUUUGUAUGCAAAGAAGCUUUGGAUCGAUCAUUUUAAAUUGUUUAUCCAUUUCUAACUGGAAACAACCGCUGAAGCACCAACAGAUCUAGCUGUACGAUAUCUGUACAUAUCCAAAAGAACUUCAUGUUUAAUAUUUAUUAAAGUUUAAGUGCCUGUGGUAUUUUGCAAUGUA